AAGGAGAAGAAGAAGGAGGAGGAAGAAAACGAAGUUGCAGGUGGCGUCCUCUCUCCGCCUCGACGACGACGACGACAAUUUCUCCCUCUUUCUCUCUCUAUCUCUACAAUCCUUAUUACCUCCGUUCCCAAUUUCUCCAUCAAAACUCAAAGAAGAAAAGGAAGGAGAAGAAGGAAGGAGGGGGGGGAGGAGAAGUUCAAUUCAAUUCGAUAACCUCCUUCGAAUUGCGUCGCUUCUCUUCUCUCUUUUCUCUCUAUCUCUAGCGUCCACGACAAUGCCAGUGCGAUUGCCGUCGCUCGCCGCCCGGAACCGAGGCCGCUCUCUCCGCCCCCGCCCCCGCCGUCGAUCCUGCUAGUUUCCGGCGAGGGACAUCGCCUUAUUCCCCUCCCUCCCUUCCUUCCUCCGUCGCGCCGCCGAUAAAUGUGGCGAUGUACUCGAGCAACUUGACAGGAUUCGUGCUGGCCGUCGCGUCCAGCGCCUUCAUCGGCUCCAGCUUCAUCAUCAAGAAGAAGGGCCUCCAGAAGGCCGGCGCCAGUGGCGCCCGCGCCAGUGGCGGCGGAUAUGCUUACCUGUUGGAGCCGCUGUGGUGGGUGGGCAUGGUUACGAUGAUCGUUGGCGAAAUAUCGAAUUUUGUAGCUUACGUUUACGCCCCUGCUGUGCUCGUGACGCCACUGGGCGCAUUAAGUAUCAUUGUGAGUGCUAUCCUGGCGCAUUUCAUGUUGAACGAGAAAAUUCAGAGGAUGGGGAUGUUGGGGUGCCUUUUGUGCAUCGUGGGCUCCACAAUAAUAGUUCUUCACGCUCCCGAAGAGCGUUCGAUUACUUCUGUUGAGGAAAUAUGGGAAUUAGCAAUUCAACCAGCAUUUCUUUUGUAUACAGCGUCAGUAGUAGCAGUAGCAUUGACGCUGAUCUUUUAUUGUGCUCCUCGCUAUGGCCAAACAAAUAUAAUGGUUUACAUUGGAAUUUGCUCUAUUAUUGGGUCCUUGACGGUUGUAAGUAUAAAGGCAAUUGGCAUUGCAAUCAAGCUCACAUUGGAGGGAACGAACCAAGCUGUAUAUUUCCAGACGUGGAUUUUUGCAAUGGUCGCAGUUACCUGUAUUAUCACCCAGUUAAAUUAUCUAAACAUGGCAUUGGAUAUAUUCAACACUGCUGUCGUUUCGCCUAUCUAUUAUGCCAUGUUUACAUCUUUUACAAUAUUAGCCAGUGCAAUUAUGUUCCAGGAUUAUUCUGGUCAAAGUGCAAGCAGCAUAGCAUCGGAACUUUGUGGAUUCAUCACCGUGUUAUCUGGAACUGCUGUAUUGCAUAGUACAAGAGAAUCGGAUCCUCCUCCAAUUACAGAUUUAUAUACACCACUAUCACCAAAAGUGUCGUGGUACAUCCCGAGCAAUGGGGAAGUGUGGAAACAGAAGGAUGAAGACGGAUCAUUUCCUAGUUUUGUCACAAUUUUGCGUCCGGACUAUUUCAAAUAAGUCGUGUGCGAUUCCAGGUGACAUAUUUUCAAAGAUGUUGCCGAAUCUCACCGAUGUAGUGUAAAGAUGGGAAUUUGUUUGUGCGAGCAAACCAGAUCGUGGGAAACUUGCGGUCUAGCAAUUUCUAGAAUUUGAAUCACCUGCGUAGCCGAUCUGUAUGCUCGGGUGUGAUGGUGUUAGGAGGCCCAUUUCCCGUAGUUUUAAGUUUUAUUCAAUACCUAUACCUGGGCUUCUCAAAAUUUUGGGUCCAUGUCGUAACUUAUGUAACUGGAAAUAUGGUGUACAUGGCUUUGAUUUUUGAGGCGAGCUAACCCAUGUAAUUUAAUUUAUUUGAUAUCGAACGGUACAUGUACAGUCAUGUACUCAAUUCUUUUUCUAGUGAGAUGCAGCUUCUGCAAUUCUUCAGUCCCUUGCAUAGGUACUUGAAAAAACACUCUGAUGCAGGUUCUUUUGUACAUGACUCUGUGACACAGUUGAUCAGAAGAGAGAAAUUCUACCAAGUAGGAGAUGCUUUUGUUCGUUUA
Molecule: messenger RNA, 1990 nt
Organism: Eucalyptus grandis
Lineage: Eukaryota; Viridiplantae; Streptophyta; Magnoliopsida; Myrtales; Myrtaceae
Product: probable magnesium transporter NIPA6
Exons: 9
Coding region: 429-1466 (345 amino acids)
Biological process (GO): magnesium ion transport
Cellular component (GO): membrane
Molecular function (GO): magnesium ion transmembrane transporter activity
Source: RefSeq, a predicted model, not a curated record